AUGCAUGAUAGCCUUUGACAUAGCAUGGAGGACCAUCACCUUGUGGCAGCCAGCAGACAGCAGCCAUUAUAUCGCAUGCCUGCAUAACGGUGACAGAGUCAGAGGGGCGCGACGCAGCCCCGCACCCCCACCUCUUCCUUUCCCCAUUUCCACUGCAAACACCUUCUUCUCCUUUAUGACCGACGACGUAGCCACCAAGCGUCCGAGGCUUUGCCUCUCCUCCAUUUCGGCUGGGCGACGGCAGGGGGAAGGAGAAGAGACAGAGGAGGAGGAGGAUUCGCAGCCGCUGUUGCCGGGACUGCCUGACCACCUCGCUCAGCACUGCAUCGCCCAUCUCCCUGCUCCGCUCCUCUUCUCCGUCUGCCGCUCCUGGCGCCGCCUGCUAUACUCCCCUUCCUUCCCUCCCUUCCUCUCCAUCUUCGCCCUCCUGUCUCCCUCCGAUGACGCCGGCGGCGACCCGGUCUCGUUCCACAGCUUCGAUCCCAUCGCCGCGCGAUGGGCACCGCUUCCUGCGCCGCCGCCGCACCCGCCGCUGCGCCUGCUCCUCCUCCAGCACCCUUCCUUCAUUGCCCGCAGCCUCUCGGUCCAGUCCGUGGCCGUCGCCGGCCACCUCGUCGUCCUCGCGGCCACGACCCACCGCCUCGUCCCCGCCCUCCCCCGGCCCCUCGUCUUCCACCCGGCCUCUCGCCGCUGGCGCCUCGGCCCGCCCCUCCACGCCCCGCGCCGAUGGUGCGCCGCCGGGGCCGCCGACGGGGCGGUGUACCUCGUCUCCGGAGUCGGCACCGACUACAACACCGACGUCGCCCGCUCCGCCGAACGGUGGGACCCGGAGGCCGGCGAAAUCGCAGGGUGGGAGCGGGUGGCGCCGCUCCCGGACGGGCGGUUCAGCCGGGAGGCGGUUGAGGCGGUGGCGUCGCGGGGGAAGCUGUGCAUGGUGAACGUGAGGGGGCGGGCGGCGAAGCAGGGGACGGUGUACGACAUCCGGGCGGACCGGUGGGAGGAGAUGCCCCCCGGGAUGCUGGCCGGGUGGACCGGUCCCGCGGCCUCGGCAGCAGAUGAUGACGAUGAGGGCGGCGGCUGCAUCUACGUGGUGGACGAGCGGAGCGGCGCCCUCAAGGCCUACGACUGGUACGCCGACAGCUGGACGACGGUGGCGGAGUCGGAGCUGCUGAAGGGGGCGGCGCAGAUGGCGGUGGGAGGUGGGCGGGCGUGCGUGGUGUGCGGCGAUGGGCGCGCGAUGGUGGUAGUCGACGUGGCCAUGGCGCCGGCGCGGAUAUGGGUGGUGGAACCGCCGGAGGGGAAGCGGGCGCUCGCGGUGCACGUGCUGCCCAGGCUAAGCUCGAGCGGGUCCUCCGGACCGUUCAAUCCAUGAGCCGUACCGCAUCCAUCGGCUCUGGUUAUUAUUCUCCCUUCUUUCAUUUUAAUUUUUUCCCACAUUUUCGGGAAAAAGAAAGGGUUGACCAGUCAAGCACGUGCAAUGCGAAUGAGCAUCGGCGGGGUCGGGAGCAUGAAGACAAAGGAGUGCUUUUAGCGUCACUGACAAUAAAGUAAUGGCAAACGGCAUUAAUCUUCCACUGCA
Musa acuminata subsp. malaccensis (wild Malaysian banana) is the source of this 1579-nucleotide messenger RNA. Its product is annotated as F-box/kelch-repeat protein SKIP25-like. The record is from RefSeq and is a predicted model, not a curated record. NCBI's taxonomy places the organism in Eukaryota, Viridiplantae, Streptophyta, Magnoliopsida, Zingiberales, Musaceae. Gene Ontology annotation, molecular function: protein binding.